CAUAGCCAUCUAAAAAUUCCGCCCCGCAUGAUUUCUGAUUAAUCCCCGAUUUUCUCUUUAGGCGCUAGGCCCAACCCGACCGCCCGACUAGCGCCUAGCGCUUUCCCGAACAGGGCUAAAAACUAUAGAAAAUAAAAUAUGCAAGACUUAAACAAAUUCACUAACGUGCUUAGGUGUCGUUAUGAAUUGGAAACGUACCUUAAACACAUCAAGUUUUCUCAAGUCUUUGUCCUAAAAGCGCUUUCUUCAAUACACCAAAAGAAUGGCAUGUCUCUGCAUCAAUUUUAAGAAGAAGCUCAAGAAACCAAUACCAGUCAGCAAUGGCCAAGAAAACACCGAGUUCCAGAGCGGAGAAGCAACUCAAAAACAACCCCUUCGUCAAAGACAAACUGCUCCUAGAGCCAAUAUCCAGAUCGUGGUGCAGCCUCAUAAACUCCCACUUCCAGUCUCGAUUCCUCAGCCUCAAGAACAACAAAAGCUAAUGCACCAACCAGAACCGAUCUUAGGAAAACCAUUUGAAGACGUUAAGGAGACGUACAGUCUUGGUCGCGAAUUGGGUCGUGGCCAAUUCGGUAUAACGUAUAUAUGUACAGAGAUCUCAUCAGGCAAGAACUUCGCUUGUAAAUCCAUCUUAAAGAGAAAACUCAUCAGAACUCAGGACAGAGAAGAUGUAAGAAGGGAGAUACAGAUAAUGCAGUAUUUAUCAGGGCAACCAAAUAUUGUGGAGAUCAAAGGAGCUUAUGAAGACAGACAAAGUGUGCAUCUUGUUAUGGAGCUUUGUGAAGGCGGUGAGCUCUUUGACAAGAUUAGUAAAAGAGGACAUUACUCAGAGAAAGCAGCCGCAGAGAUCAUCAGAUGUGUGGUUAAAGUUGUAGAUAUUUGCCAUUUCAUGGGUGUGAUUCAUCGCGAUCUUAAACCCGAAAACUUCUUGUUAUCUGGUAAAGAUGAAGCUUCUGCAAUGCUUAAGGCUACCGAUUUUGGUGUUUCGGUGUUCAUCGAAGAAGGGAAAGUGUACAAAGACAUUGUAGGAAGUGCAUAUUAUGUUGCACCAGAGGUUCUGAAGAGAAACUAUGGCAAAGAAAUAGAUAUUUGGAGCGCUGGAGUUAUUCUCUACAUACUUCUCUGUGGAACUCCUCCAUUUUGGGCCGAGACUGAUAAGGGGAUAUUUGAGGAGAUCUUGAGAGGAGAGAUUGAUUUUGAGUCAAAACCGUGGCCGUCAAUCUCUGAGGGUGCUAAAGAUUUGGUGAUGAACAUGUUAAAGAGUGAUCCCAAGAGUCGGUAUACUGCUGCUCAAGUCCUAGAACAUCCUUGGAUACGAGAAGGUGGAGUAGCUUCCGAUAAACCGAUUGAUAGUGCCGUUUUGUCGCGGAUGAAGCAACUUCGAGCUAUGAACAAGCUUAAGAAGCUUGCAUUGAAAUUUAUCGCGCAAAAUCUCAAAGAAGAGGAACUAAAGGGUCUCAAGACGAUGUUUGCAAACAUGGACACCGAUAAGAGCGGUACAAUCACGUACGAUGAAUUGAAAAACGGACUAGAAAAACUGGGUUCGAGGUUAACUGAAACCGAAGUUAAGCAGAUUUUGGAAGAUGCUGAUGUCGAUGGGAAUGGUACGAUUGAUUACAUUGAGUUCAUCUCAGCUACAAUGAACUGGUACAGAGUUGAAAGAGAGGAGGAUCUGUUUAAAGCUUUUCAACACUUCGAUAAAGAUAAUAGUGGAUUUAUUACAAGACAAGAAUUAGAAAUGGCUAUGAAGGAAUAUAAUAUGGGAGAUGAUGCCAUGAUCAAGGAGAUUAUCUCUGAUGUUGAUGCGGAUAAUGAUGGAAGUAUCAACUAUCAAGAGUUUUGCAAUAUGAUGAAGAGCUGCUCACAAUCACAUCGGAAGAAAUUGGUUCAAUAAAUUUGAAGACCAAAGACUCGCAAUUUUUCUUUGUUUUGCAUUUCAUUUUAGUGCAUGUAUUUCCAAAAUGUAAUGCCAAGGUUCCAAUGUCACAUUCUCCAACGAUCCUUAAUCCAACAAACUCAUAUUAAACUUAUCUAAGGCCCACAUAAGGUUCAUGAAAAGCCCAAUACACUUAUUUAGGGUUUACACCCUCUCAAAUAUUGUUGUUUUCUUGGCAAUUUUUGUUGAAUUUGAUUUAUGUGAGUUAUACUCGAUGUGUUGAUUUGAAGAAGUUUUGAGAUUGAUCAUCGAAAUCUGCCUGAUUCGUUUUCUUAUGUUCUCUUUGAUACUCCAUGGAAAAAUGUCUCUGGAACUGCAGAAAUGACUUAACUUUAGAGUUUCAAACUGUAUAUGCGUUUUCCAAUUCCUUCUCCUCUGCAAGUGCUGCUGCUAAUGUUCGCAAAGGUAAUAACUUUACGGUCUCUAAUCACUUGGUUUUACUACAAAAAUCGCUGUAGAUGGUGAUGAAGAAGAUUGAGUUUCUGGUGAAUGAUAUUAAUUGCACAGUAAAGGUUGUAGUCUCGAAUCCUUCAGUACUUGAUUACAGUUUGGAGGAGAGGACUAUUCUAAGGUGUAAAUUAAUCAAAGAUAUCAUGUCCAAAGGGUUGCUUGGAACUGAACUCCCUUCAACAAAGACGGUCUUGGACAAAGCAUCAUGAAACAUUCUCCUAUAACUUACAAAUUUUUUGAAAACAAUUACAUUGACGAAUUUUUUACAUCUAGAGACACUUUCUCACAUUCAAAUUACACUACAAGACACUUAUCACUUGAGACACACUUUCUUUUGUCAAAAAUACUCUUAUAACCCUAAAAUAAAGAGAAUCUCUCUCCUCUUCUUAUUUCAUUUUAUUAUUUUUCUGAUUAUACUUUAUGUAUUUAUUUACUUUUAUCUCAAGUUCUAAAAUAUAUUAAACAAAAAUAAUUGUCAUAAUAAACUAUAUAUAAAAUUAUCUAUCUUUUAAGAUCCAUGUUCAUAUAUAUAUUAUAUAUAUUAAUGUGUAAACAAAAUGUGGACGUAGACACCAAAGCGUGGAUAACAGAAUUAUAAAUUAGUUGUGGACAUGAACAUCUUAACAGAAUUAUAAACUAGUUGUGGAAAUGAACAAUAUUCCUUCGAUUCCAUUCAUCAUCUUGUAAUCUAAAUUCAACUAUAAUCAAAAUUACAUCCAUCCACAUCAUGACAAAGCGCAAAUUCCUUAGAUCAGAAAUCUAUGACAUGCAAGAUCUAUUACUCUCUGACAAAAGGUAAACGCUUCUUCGAUUUUUCUCUCCGCGCAUACUCACAAUAUCAUCUCUUUUUCAUUUUGAUUGAAGUUUAAUUGCAGAUAAUUUAUCAAUUGAGCUGAAGAAGCCAACUGUUUGUAUUGAAGAUAAUAGAGUCCUUGUCCAUGUUUUAUGGUAUAAUUUUAGUAACAUGAGUCCAUGUCCACGUAUUGUUGUAUAGUUUUAUGGAAUCAAAACAGAAAGUUUGUCCACGUUAUCUAUUAUAAACACAUUAACAUCACUCAUCCACACAUCACCCGUUAACAAAUCACCCAACCACGCAUCACUCGUCCACAAAUCACCCAUCCACAAGUGUCAUUUCCAUUAAGGGCAAAAUUGUCCACAAUCUGUUGCUGGCCCACAACAAAGUGUGCCACAUGUAAGAAGUGUCUCUAUAUGUAAUAGAAAGUAAAAAAGUGUCUCUUAAUGUAAUCAACUCUACAUUGACAUAGGACUCCAAAUUUGCAAAAAAAAAAAAAAAAUUAUUAAAACAUUUACUAAACAGCUUACAGCCCCCAAAAUUUCAAGUGUGUACCAAUGAGAUGUUUUCAGAAAGGCUAGCUGCACCAGAAAUCGUGUUUCCUAGAUAAAAAGGAUUGUCAAGUAUUUAGCUUUUAUUUAUGAAUAACUUGAAACUUGGACUUAAGUUAUUGGUGCGUGAGUUGAUGAUCGCCCUUCACCAAAUAUUGUGUUUCAUAGAUCAUAAGGCUUGCCAAGAUAUCUGAUGCCUUAAUUUAGAGGCAAUAUACGAAAUGUACAUUCUGAUUCUAAGCUUUAAUAGUGAUCUCAACCUGAUUUGUAUCCAACUUAUAAAACAACAUAAAAGCUGUAAUUCUGAAUCCAUUUUCCGAGU
This is a messenger RNA of Brassica napus (rape), 4052 nucleotides long. RefSeq names its product calcium-dependent protein kinase 19. NCBI's taxonomy places the organism in Eukaryota, Viridiplantae, Streptophyta, Magnoliopsida, Brassicales, Brassicaceae. The transcript is spliced from 9 exons. Gene Ontology annotation, cellular component: cytoplasm; nucleus. Gene Ontology annotation, molecular function: calcium/calmodulin-dependent protein kinase activity; calcium-dependent protein serine/threonine kinase activity; calcium ion binding. Gene Ontology annotation, biological process: intracellular signal transduction; peptidyl-serine phosphorylation; protein autophosphorylation. The coding region runs from base 263 to 1894 and encodes 543 amino acids. The record is from RefSeq and is a predicted model, not a curated record.